UUUUAUUUAAAAUGGCUUAUUCCCAUCUUGAAACCCUAAUUUGAAUAAAAAGCGAAACCAACCGUCAAAAUUCAAAAUUUCAAAAUCCCGCUCCUCACUCACUCUUCUUCUCCAUUUUCACUUUCCCAAUUCCAAUGGGUGCUAAUCACAGCCGUGAAGAUCUAGAACUUUCCGACUCCGACUCCGAAUCCGAAUCCGAAUACGGGUCGGAUUCUAAAACCCGACAAGAUGAAGAAGAAGACGAAGAUAACUACUCUGACGCCAGAACGACGCCGUCUUCUAUCGAUCGUAAGCACCCGGAAACUCCGUCUUCUUUAGACGACGUUGAAGCUAAGCUCAAAGCCCUUAAGCUCAAGUAUAGUAAUACUACUACCAACAACAACAACAACAACAACCCCACACCGAAAAACGCCGUUAAAUUGUACGUUCAUGUUGGUGGGAAUUCGCAGAAUUCCAAAUGGGUUGUAGCCGACAAGUUAACGGUCUAUUCAUUUGUUAAAUCGGGUAAUGCUAAUGACUCCGAUGAUGAUGAGAAUGAGGGAAAUGAAGAAAAUCAGGGGAAUGGGGAGAGUGCUUGGUGGGUUUUGAAAAUUGGGUCGAGGGUUCGGGUUAAGAUUGAUGAGAAUAUGCAGAUGAAGGCGUUUAAGGAGCAGAAGAGAGUUGAUUUUGUGGCGAAUGGGGUUUGGGCAUUGAAGUUUUUCGGGGAGGAAGAGUAUAAGAGGUUUAUUGAUACGUAUCAGAACUGUUUGUUUGAGAAUACGUAUGGGUUUGAAGCGAAUGAUGAGAAUAGAGUUAAGGUUUACGGGAAGGAUUUCAUGGGGUGGGCGAAACCUGAAGCUGCAGACGAUUCAAUGUGGGAGGAUGCUGGGGAUAGUUUUGGGAAGAGUCCUGAAAAGGAGACGCCUUUGAGGGUUAAUCAUGAUCUGAGGGAGGAGUUUGAAGAGGCAGCUAAGGGCGGAGCUAUUCAGAGCUUGGCGUUAGGCGCAUUGGAUAAUAGUUUUCUUAUAAGUGAUUCGGGGAUUCAGGUUGUGAGGAAUUAUACUCAUGGGAUAAGUGGGAAAGGCGUUUGUGUCAAUUUUGAUAAGGAAAGGUCGAGUGUAGCUAAUUCCACUCCGAGGAAAGCAUUACUUUUAAGAGCUGAGACUAAUAUGCUUCUUAUGAGUCCGGUGACUGAUCUGAAGCCUCAUUCUCGGGGAUUACAUCAGUUUGAUAUUGAGACGGGGAAGGUUGUUAGUGAGUGGAAGUUUGAGAAAGAUGGAACUGAUAUAACAAUGAGGGAUAUCACGAAUGAUAGCAAGGGAGCUCAGAUGGAUCCCUCGGGGUCAACUUUCUUGGGGUUAGAUGAUAACAGGUUGUGUAGGUGGGAUAUGCGUGAUCGAAAUGGGAUGGUUCAGAAUCUAGUUGAUGAAAGUACUCCUGUGCUGAAUUGGACUCAAGGACAUCAAUUUUCGAGGGGAACUAACUUUCAGUGCUUUGCUACUACUGGUGAUGGAUCGAUAGUUGUUGGUUCACUUGAUGGAAAGAUUAGGUUGUACUCUAGCAGUUCCAUGAGACAGGCUAAAACUGCUUUUCCAGGGCUUGGUUCUCCUAUCACUCAUGUCGAUGUUACCUAUGAUGGGAAGUGGAUAUUAGGGACAACUGAUACUUAUUUGAUAUUGAUAUGCACCUUGUUUAUUGACAAGAAUGGAAGUACCAAAACUGGUUUUGCUGGUCGCAUGGGGAAUAGGAUUUCGGCUCCAAGAUUGUUAAAGCUAAACCCUCUUGAUUCACAUAUGGCUGGAGCUAACAAGUUCCGCAGUGCUCAAUUUUCAUGGGUCACUGAGAAUGGGAAGCAAGAGCGCCACCUUGUUGCUACUGUUGGGAAGUUUAGUGUGAUAUGGAAUUUUCAACAGGUGAAGGAUGGUUCUCAUGGGUGUUACCAGAAUCAGGUGGGGUUGAAGAGCUGCUAUUGUUACAAGAUAGUUCCAAGAGACGACUCUAUUGUUGAAAGCCGCUUCAUGCAUGACAAGUAUGCUGUUUCUGACUCUCCUGAAGCACCACUGGUGGUAGCAACCCCCAUGAAAGUAAGCUCGUUCAGCAUUUCCAGCAGGAGAUUACAAAUUUGAACAAUCAUUUGUUCAUCUAUGCGACUUAUUUGGUAUAUCUUUAGCAGGAUUAGUGUCUCUCACACUAAUAAGUAGCUCGAAAAAUUGCACAUCUGCAAACCAUUUCUAGUUCAGUCUAUCCUCCCAGACUUUACUGUUGUUGUAUUAACUAAUACUGCUCGUUUUAGAUCCCCGUUCAAUGAUUCCAGUUGAUUUGCAUUUUCCAA
Messenger RNA from Capsicum annuum, 2311 nucleotides. RefSeq names its product protein CYPRO4. The transcript is spliced from 2 exons. The coding region runs from base 135 to 2105 and encodes 656 amino acids. Gene Ontology annotation, cellular component: nucleus; cytoplasm. The record is from RefSeq and is a predicted model, not a curated record. NCBI's taxonomy places the organism in Eukaryota, Viridiplantae, Streptophyta, Magnoliopsida, Solanales, Solanaceae. Gene Ontology annotation, molecular function: protein binding.